Messenger RNA from Lindgomyces ingoldianus, 8994 nucleotides. RefSeq names its product pre-mRNA processing splicing factor 8. The record is from RefSeq and is a predicted model, not a curated record. Gene Ontology annotation, molecular function: U2 snRNA binding; U1 snRNA binding; protein binding. Gene Ontology annotation, biological process: spliceosomal tri-snRNP complex assembly; mRNA splicing, via spliceosome. Bases 291 to 8840 code for a protein of 2849 amino acids. Lineage: Eukaryota; Fungi; Ascomycota; Dothideomycetes; Pleosporales; Lindgomycetaceae. Gene Ontology annotation, cellular component: U5 snRNP; catalytic step 2 spliceosome. The transcript has a single exon.
GCCACCCUUUACCCCCCUUGCAGCACCUCCUCAUCGCGCGGAGUGAAGGGAAUCCUUUUAAUUCUGUCCUUCACUCUCAUUUGUUGAGUCUGCAACCUUUACCUCCUUUCCGCGCGUUUCUCGAGCGCGUUCAAGGACGCGGAGCUCGUUCGAGCCUCCUUGCGCUUUCUCGAGCCUCCAUCCUCAGGACGUCUUCGAUCGUCUCGAUCGCGAACCCCUUCGUCGGCGAACUGCCUCCAUUGUAACUCUACUUGACAGAAUCCCUUGUGUCCCCGUUUCCUCCGCUCGUUAUGUCUAUUCCUCCACCACCUGGCGCAGGCUUCGUCCCACCCCCUCCACCUCCUCCCGGCGGACUUCCUCCCCCUCCGCCUCCCCCUGGCGGCGCACUGGGUGCCCCCCCAACUCUCGGGCUUCGACCUCCCUCCGACCCCCAGAUCGCCAAGUUCGCGCAGAAGAAGAAAGAAUGGCUGCGCAUACAGCGCCAGCGCUUUGGGGAGAAGCGAAAAGCUGGUUUCAUCGAGACUCAAAAGACGGACAUGCCCACGGAGCAUAUGCGUAAGAUCUUCAGGGAUAUUGGAGACGUUUCACAAAAGAAGUUCACGAGUGAGAAACGGGCUUACCUAGGAGCUCUCAAAUUCAUGCCGCAUGCCGUGUUGAAGCUAUUGGAAAACAUGCCGAUGCCCUGGGAGAGCGAGAGACAGGUGAAGGUGCUUUAUCAUACAAGUGGAUGCUUGACCUUGGUCAAUGAGGUUCCGCGUGUCAUCGAACCCGUCUUUCAUGCGCAAUGGGCAACCAUGUGGUUGUGUAUGCGUAAAGAGAAGAGCGAUAGACGGCACUUCAAGCGAAUGAGGUUCCCGCCGUUUGACGACGAGGAACCACCGCUCAACUACUCGGAAAACAUCGAGGAUGUUGACCCACUGGAACCGAUUCGUUUGGAGCUGGAUGAGAGUGAGGAUGGUCCAGUAAUGGAGUGGUUUUACGAGCAUCGAGCGCUGAUCGAAUCACCUCACGUGAAUGGACCAAGCUACAAGGAAUGGCAUUUGGAUCUGCCCCAAAUGGCGACCCUAUACCGUCUCAGCCGUCAGUUGUUGAGCGAUCUGGUGGACAAGAACUACUUCCACAUGUUCGACCUUGACAGCUUUCUCACAGCCAAAGCCUUGAAUGUGGCAAUUCCAGGAGGGCCUCGUUUCGAACCACUUUACAAGGACAUUGAUCCAAAUGAUGAAGAUUUUGGAGAGUUCAAUGCGAUCGACCGGAUAAUUUUCCGAGCACCCAUCCGGACCGAAUACCGCGUUUCAUUCCCUUUCCUAUACAAUUCGCUGCCCCGCAGCGUUGAGUUGGCUUGGUAUUCCUAUCCACAGGUAGUUUACGUCCGAGCCGAAGACCCGAGCCUCCCAGCGUUCUACUUCGACCCGGUCAUAAAUCCAAUCUCACAGAGAGCUGUUGCGCCUAAGAACAUUACAUUCUGCCACGAGGAUGAAGUGUUUGGAUUCGGUAAUAACGAGGAUGAGGAAUUCGAGCUGCCUGAUGACGUAGUAGCGUUUAUGGGGGAUGAGACACUCUCUACUGAUGAAACCGCGUCAGCUAUUGCCCUCUGGUGGGCCCCUCAUCCUUUUGAUAAGCGGUCGGGUAAAAUGGUGCGAGCCCAAGACGUACCGCUCGUCAAGCAGUGGUAUCUCGAGCACGUGCCUUCAGGCCAACCUGUAAAAGUCCGGGUGUCCUACCAGAAGCUCCUUAAGACAUAUGUCCUCAAUGAACUCCACAAGAAGCAACCGAAGGCAAUGAACCGACAGAACCUGAUGCGUACCCUGAAGACGACGAAAUUUUUCCAGCAGACAACUUGCGACUGGGUUGAGGCCGGCCUCCAGGUCUGUCGACAGGGCUUCAAUAUGCUGAAUCUUUUGAUCCACCGGAAAAACUUAACCUAUCUUCAUCUUGAUUUCAACUUCAAUUUAAAGCCAGUCAAGACCCUGACGACUAAAGAGAGGAAGAAGUCACGAUUCGGAAAUGCAUUCCAUCUUAUGCGAGAAAUUCUUCGGUUGACGAAGCUGAUCGUUGAUGCCCAAGUUCAGUAUCGUCUUGGUAACAUCGAUGCUUUCCAGCUUGCGGAUGGUAUUCUGUAUGCAUUCAACCAUGUUGGCCAGCUUACGGGUAUGUAUCGAUACAAGUACAAGCUCAUGCAUCAAAUUCGGUCCUGCAAAGACUUGAAACAUUUGAUCUACUAUCGGUUCAACUCAGGUCCCGUCGGAAAAGGUCCAGGUUGCGGUUUCUGGGCCCCAGCUUGGCGAGUGUGGCUUUUCUUUAUGCGUGGCAUCAUCCCUCUUCUGGAGCGCUGGCUAGGAAACCUUCUGUCGCGUCAGUUCGAAGGCCGUCACAGCAAGGGCGUCGCCAAGACCGUUACGAAACAGCGUGUUGAGUCUCAUUUCGAUUUGGAACUCCGUGCUGCUGUCAUGACCGAUCUGAUGGACAUGAUGCCAGAAGGCAUCAAACAGAAUAAAGUCAACACCGUUCUUCAGCAUCUCUCAGAGGCAUGGCGAUGCUGGAAGAGUAAUAUUCCCUGGAAAGUUCCUGGUCUACCAGCUCCCAUUGAGAACAUCAUCCUUCGUUAUGUCAAGAGCAAAGCCGAUUGGUGGAUAUCAGUUGCUCAUUAUAAUCGCGAGCGCAUCCGACGAGGUGCUACCGUGGACAAGACUGUUGCGAAGAAGAACUUGGGUCGGCUGACGCGUCUAUGGCUGAAGGCCGAGCAGGAACGACAGCACAACUACAUGAAGGACGGGCCAUACGUCUCAUCCGAGGAGGCUGUUGCUAUCUACACGACGAUGGUGCAUUGGCUGGAAGCGAGGAAAUUCCAGCCAAUUCCCUUCCCCAGUGUGUCCUAUAAGCACGACACCAAAAUCCUCAUUCUCGCCCUCGAGCGCCUUCGUGAGGCAUACUCUGUCAAGGGCCGUCUCAAUCAGAGUCAACGCGAGGAGCUUGCGUUGAUUGAGCAGGCUUAUGAUUCACCUGGAACUACACUGGCAAGGAUCAAACGCUUUUUGCUCACCCAGCGAGCCUUCAAAGAGGUUGGAAUCGAUAUGAAUGAUAACUACAGCAAUAUCAAUCCGGUCUAUGAUAUCGAACCGAUGGAGAAGAUCACCGAUGCGUACCUAGAUCAAUACCUGUGGUACCAGGCCGACCAGCGUCACCUCUUUCCGGGUUGGAUCAAGCCUUCCGACUCCGAAGUUCCACCCCUUUUAACAUAUAAAUGGGCACAAGGCAUCAAUAACCUUGACAAGGUCUGGGAAUAUCAGGAUGGCGAGUGCAACGUCAUGAUUGAAACACAACUCUCGAAAGUCUACGAAAAGAUUGAUAUUACCAUGUUAAAUCGUCUCCUGCGAUUAAUCAUGGAUCAUAAUCUUGCAGAUUACAUUACCGCCAAGAAUAAUGUCCAGCUCAAUUACAAGGACAUGAAUCACACCAACGUAUAUGGCAUGAUUCGAGGCCUCCAGUUUUCAGGAUUCGUAUUCCAGUACUACGGUUUGGUUCUCGAUAUCCUCCUGCUUGGUCUUCAGCGAGCAAAUGAGAUCGCUGGUCCCCCAGAGAGUCCGAAUGACUUCCUCCAGUUCAGAGACCGAGCGACCGAGGUACGCCACCCCAUCCGGCUAUAUACGAGAUACAUCGAUCGCAUUUGGGUGUUCUUCCGAUUUACGGCUGAAGAAUCUCGAGACUUGAUCCAGCGUUUCUUAACUGAGCAACCCGACCCGAAUUUUGAAAAUGUCAUUGGAUACCGCAACAAGAAAUGCUGGCCUCGUGACUCAAGAAUGCGUUUAAUGCGCCAUGAUGUCAACCUUGGCCGUGCUGUCUUCUGGGACUUGAAGAAUCGCCUCCCUAGGUCCGUUACAACAAUCGAAUGGGAUGACACCUUCGCUAGUGUCUACAGUCGUGACAAUCCAAAUCUCCUCUUCUCUAUGUGUGGCUUCGAGGUUCGCAUUCUACCAAAGAUUCGUAAUUUAGGCGAAGAAUUCCCAGUCAAGGACAGUGUUUGGUCACUCGUAGAUAAUACCACGAAGGAACGAACUGCCCAUGCUUUCCUGCAGGUGACUGAAGAAGACAUCCAGAAGUUCAACAACCGUAUCCGUCAAAUUCUGAUGUCUUCUGGCUCCACAACCUUCACCAAGAUCGCUAACAAAUGGAACACUACGCUCAUCGCACUCUUCACCUACUAUCGCGAAGCCGCAGUGUCGACUGUAAAUCUACUAGACACGAUCGUCAAGUGCGAGACAAAGAUCCAGACUCGAGUCAAGAUCGGACUCAACUCGAAGAUGCCGUCGCGUUUCCCUCCUGCUGUCUUCUACACACCCAAGGAACUGGGUGGGUUGGGAAUGAUCUCUGGGUCACACAUUCUCAUCCCAACGAGCGACAAGCGAUGGUCAAAACAGACUGACACUGGAGUGACGCACUAUCGUGCUGGCAUGUCUCAUGAUGAGGAAACUCUUAUUCCAAACAUUUUUCGGUACAUCAUCCCAUGGGAGUCCGAGUUCAUUGACUCACAGCGUGUCUGGAUGGAAUAUUCUCAAAAGCGCCAAGAGGCAAAUCAACAGAACCGGCGUUUGACGCUUGAGGAUCUUGAAGACAGCUGGGACAGAGGUUUACCUCGUAUCAACACACUCUUCCAAAAGGACCGUAGCACUUUGAGCUUCGAUAAAGGAUUCCGCGCCAGGACGGAGUUCAAGAUCUACCAGCAUAUGAAGAGCAAUCCAUUCUGGUGGACGAGCCAGCGCCAUGAUGGCAAGCUUUGGAACUUGAAUGCAUAUCGAACCGAUGUCAUUCAAGCUCUGGGUGGUGUCGAGACAAUUCUCGAGCAUACACUUUUCAAAGCCACUGCGUUCCCCUCCUGGGAAGGCCUCUUUUGGGAAAAGGCUUGUCUCGCCAAUGGGACUCAGCUUCUGCGGUACGACGGUACAAAGGUUGCGGUCGAAGACGUUAAAGAAGGGGAUCUACUGCUAGGUCCAGAUGGAGGGCCUCGACGCGCAUUCAACGUCGUCAAAGGCACAGACCGCCUCUAUCGCAUCAAAGUAGGUGCUCACAAGGAGGAUCUUGUUGUGACGGCAAAUCAUAUCUUGGUCCUACACCGGAAGAAGAGCCACGGGAACGAAGACGAAGGAUCUGAGCACUACGAUACUAUUGAGAUGAUUGCCGCUGACUUUGCCGCUCUCGACCCCACAGAGAGAAGCAAGUAUCUGCUUUUCAGGUCUCCUGGUUUUGAGCUGCCUGAGCUGGCCGUGCCCGUCAAUCCUUACUUUCUAGGGCUUUGGCUCGGAGAUGGUAGCCCUAGUAGUACUACUGUCGACCCCAACCAUGAAUAUGUCGUCCGAGAGUUCCUCGCUUGUUACGCUGCUGAACUUGAUCUCCAUCUGCGGUUCCACCUUCCUGUUCCUGGCGUUGAAGUACUUAAGCAGCCAACCGAGCGCCAGGCACGGCAGACGAUCAUUAAUCAGCGCCUUGCUGCUGGAUGGAAAUUCCACCCCCACCGCAUCUCCGGCCAGAGUCGAGUAUGGCAAGAUUCCUCCAAGGCAAGAAUUGAGGCCACAGAUCUGAUAGAGGAGAAAGAGCAGGAUUUGGACAUCGAUUUGGACAUGAUCGAUGGCUCUUGUGAUGGCGAGAUGAGCGACAAUGAGGAUCUGAACAGUGACAACGUAAAUAUCACCACCCAAGAUAUUCGCGGCCGGUCAUCGCGCUUUAAGAGUAAACGUGUUACUCACUUGCAGUCCGGUCACCGAGUAUAUGGCGAUCUACAGCCCAAGGAGGAAGAGGAACUUGCGCAUCAAGUCGUUGACCGCAAUACAACCGCCACUGCUGUUAACACGCUUCUUCUUGCGCUCGACGAACUUGCGCGUGGGGCAUCUGGCCUCGAGGCCGACAAGAAGCGUAUCCCGCCGGUCUAUAUGAGAAAUUCACGACCUGUUCGUCUCGCCGUCCUUGCAGGAUUGCUUGACACCAAUGGCUGGUAUGUCUACCCGAAGAACAUGUUCGGCUUCAACUUGAGCGAAAUUCGAUAUUCAGAUCUUUUCUGGGAUACGGUUGCCCUAGCGCGAUCAUUGGGUUUUGACGUCAGCACCACACGGCGCAUGAUGUGGAAUUCCACACGAACGAAGCAAUCCCCUCAGCUAUUUGCUCAGAUCUUCGGCAACUUGGGUGAGAUCCCUUGUCUCCUCGCGCGUAAGAAAGGUGUCGCACACGUUAUCCCUCAAGCCCACAGCUUUGUUGUCAAAGAUAUCGUCCUCGAACCUGAGCCCAUGGGCUGGGCCGGCUUCCGAGUGGAUCAAGACCAUCUCUACUUGCGACAUGACUACCUUGUGCUUCAUAACAGUGGAUUUGAGGAAUCCAUGAAAUUCAAGAAACUCACUAACGCUCAGCGAUCGGGUCUAAACCAGAUCCCCAACCGCCGAUUUACGCUGUGGUGGUCUCCUACGAUCAAUCGAGCCAACGUCUACGUCGGCUUCCAGGUCCAACUUGACUUGACUGGCAUCUUCUUGCAUGGCAAGAUUCCAACCUUGAAGAUCUCUUUAAUCCAGAUCUUCCGUGCUCAUUUGUGGCAGAAGAUCCACGAAUCCGUAGUGAUGGAUUUGUGCCAAGUAUUUGACCAAGAGCUCGAAGCUCUUGGAAUCGAAACCGUCCAAAAGGAGACCAUUCAUCCUCGUAAAUCUUACAAGAUGAACAGCUCAUGUGCGGACAUCCUCCUGUUCGCGAGUCACAAAUGGAGUGUUUCUCCUCCUUCGUUGCUGUACGACACCAAGGACUCGAUGACAGCAACGACUACGAACAAGUUCUGGAUCGACGUACAGCUCCGAUACGGUGACUACGAUUCCCACGACAUCGAACGCUACGUUCGCGCCAAGUAUCUCGAUUAUACUACCGACAGCAUGAGUAUAUAUCCUUCAGCGACCGGUUUGAUGAUUGGAAUCGACUUGGCAUACAACUUAUAUUCAGCCUAUGGACAGUACUUCCCUGGUCUGAAGCAGCUCAUCCAACAAGCUAUGGCCAAGGUCAUGAAAGCAAACCCAGCCUUGUAUGUCCUUCGUGAGCGUAUUCGAAAGGGCCUCCAACUGUACGCGUCGGAGAGUAACCAGGAGUUCUUGAAUUCCCAGAAUUACUCAGAGCUGUUCAGCAACCAGGUUCAACUUUUCAUCGACGACACCAACGUUUACCGUGUGACUAUCCACAAAACUUUCGAAGGCAAUUUGACCACGAAGCCCAUCAACGGUGCCAUCUUCAUCUUCAACCCCCGGACUGGACAACUAUUCCUCAAGAUCAUCCACACGAGCGUUUGGGCCGGACAGAAGCGUCUUGGUCAAUUGGCAAAAUGGAAGACUGCAGAAGAAGUUGCCGCUCUAAUUCGAUCACUUCCCGUCGAAGAACAGCCCAAGCAACUCAUCGUUACCAGGAAAGGUCUGUUGGACCCUCUUGAGGUUCAUCUGUUGGAUUUCCCCAACAUUUCUAUUCGUGCCUCAGAACUCCAGCUCCCCUUCCAAGCUGCCAUGAAGGUCGAGAAGCUCGGCGACAUGAUCCUCCGAGCUACCGGGCCGCAGAUGGUACUUUUUAAUCUCUACGAUGAAUGGUUGAAGACAAUUUCCUCCUACACAGCAUUCUCGCGACUUAUUUUGAUCCUGCGUGCCCUCCACGUUAAUCAAGACAAGACGAAACUUUUAUUGCGUCCGGACAAGACCGUCAUCACACAAGAACAUCAUAUUUGGCCAUCUCUUGCUGACGAAGAUUGGAUCAAAGUUGAAGUGCAACUUCGCGAUCUCAUUCUAAAUGACUAUGGCAAGAAGAACAACGUAAAUACCUCAUCGCUGACCAGCAGCGAAGUUCGUGACAUAAUUCUGGGUAUGGAGAUCUCUGCGCCAUCUAUGCAGCGUCAAGCAGCUGCCGAGAUCGACAAGCAGCAAGAGGAGCAGCAGCAGCUCACAGCCGUGACGACAAAGACUCAAAAUGUCCUUGGCGAGGAGAUCGUCGUCACGACUACGUCCAAUUACGAACAGGCAUCGUUUGCAUCUAAGACAGAGUGGCGCACACGCGCUGUGGCAACAUCAAAUCUCCGCACUCGUGCCAAUAAUAUCUACAUUAAUUCCGAGGAUGUCAAAGAGGAAGGACACUUCACCUACAUCAUGCCAAAGAACAUGCUCAAACGCUUCAUCACUAUUGCCGACUUACGUGUUCAGGUUGCCGGCUAUGUGUACGGCAAGUCACCGCCAGACAAUGACCAGGUCAAGGAGAUAUGCGCUAUUGUCAUGGUUCCUCAGGUUGGAAAUACACGGGAUGUCCAUCUGCCGCAGAUGCUUCCCCAACACGAAUACCUCGACGACCUUGAACCUUUGGGACUCAUCCACACGGUCAGCGGGAACGAACCCCCGUAUAUGCAGGCCAGUGAUGUCACUCAGCAUGCCAAGCUGAUGCAAGCUCAUUCGAGUUGGGACAGGAAGACAGUUUCGAUGACUGUGUCCUUCACACCAGGCUCCGUCUCCCUCGCCGCUUGGGGAUUAACGCCAAAUGGAUACAAAUGGGGUGCCGAGAACAGGGACACAUUGUCAGACAAUCCAGCAGGGUUCUCUACUUCAUUUGGCGAGAAGUGCCAGCUCCUACUCAGUGACAAGAUUCGAGGAUACUUCCUCAUCCCGGAGAACGGUGCGUGGAACUAUAGCUUCAUGGGAAGCAGCUUCUCGAAUGUGGAGAAGAAGCCGAUUCACGUGCGCAUGGACACCCCAGCUAGGUUCUACGAUAGUAUUCAUCGUCCUCUGCAUUAUCACACAUUUGCUGAGCUGGAGGAUGUUUGGGUUGACAGGGAUAAUCAAUUUGAUUAGUGAGGAUGGGUAUUGGCAUGGUUGUGGCGUUUGGUUGGGUAAUGGCAUUUUAGAAAUGCAACUGUAUUACUGUUGUGUUUUUGUAGCCGGAUAGGACCGCGGAGUGGUCAUAAAAUAGUUCAAUGCAUAUCCGAUAGCUUUUUUUGCAUUCGAA